AUGGAUAUUCGAGACUUCCUGGCUAUGGAGGCCAACUCCGACCGCGACUACCUGGUCGACCUUCGCGCCCUUGAUUUCGUCUCCAGCUACGAUUCACACUUAAUGUGUCCGAUUUGCCACUGCCCUUUUGUGCAACCCGUGCGACUACAAUGCGAUCAUAUCUUUUGCCAAAAGUGCCUGGGAUCGGCCAUCACCACCUUCCGCUCGGCCGACUCGGAUGAGUUCCCAUGUCCCUCUUGCCGGACCCCCACCACCCGAAUAUCGACCAGCGUGCCCCGCCUAUUGGUCAACAUGUGCGACGAGAUUCAGGUACGGUGUCCGUUGGUGGGAGAAGGUUGCGACGAGAUUAUCCCGCGAGGUCAUGUUCAGUCGCAUGUCGAGAAAUACUGCGGCUAUCGGCUUAUGCCGUGUCCGGAUGAAUCGUGCGGGAAAAAGACUCGGAAAAAGGAUCUCCAGCCGGAAGAACGCUGUAUGCAUAGCUAUUGCCGGUGCGAACGCUGCAAAGAGGAUGUGAUGGAGCAGGACUUUGCGGAGCAUGACAGGGAGCUCUGCCCCAGUCUAGAAGCGACUUGCGAUGAUUGUGGAAAUACCAUUCCACGGCGAUCGUUCAAGAAACACGUCGAGACGUGCCCGGAUGUUGUCAGUCCCUGCGCGGCAUCACAAUAUGGGUGUUCGGUCAAAGUCCGACGGGCAGAUAUCGCGACGCAUGAACAGCAGUGUCCGCUAGUCUCAAUAGGACCAUAUCUUGAGGCGCAAAACACGCGGCUCAACACCCUCGAAUUAACUAUGCGACAUCUCCAACAACGCAAUGAGAUAUUCGAGGACGGAAUGGCCAAUUUACGAUCCGCCCUCCUCGAGUCCGCACGAGCAAGCGGCGGCGAUCGCAGUCGCGGAAGAUCCGCCACUAAUGGAGACAGAGACCGACAGUCUCACAUCGAUACAGACGAAUCCGCAGACCCUGCCAAUUCAUUCUCGUCCCACACCACCCAAUAUCUUCUCUCGCUGCAUGAGUCUCUCCGCGAAGAAGUCAGCCAAAUGUCACACGCACUCACGGAUCUCGACGCCCGCGCAAGCAUGACCAUCAUGAACGAGUGUCUCCGCAUCAAAGAAGACAUGGCCCAUACCAACGCCGCCCUCAACAGCGUGCGCAUGCAGGUACAAUGGCUCAUGAAUCCCCGGCUCCACAACGGGACUCGAGCAAAUGGCAUGCGCACCAACUCGGCCAGUAAUGAAACCACCCGGACACAAUUGACAUCCACUUCCGCGGCGGGCCCGAGCGGUGCAUCAUUGGGGCCUCUUCGGCCUAGACGGCCUAGUGAUAGUGGGCGUGAGGGAACGAAGCUGUGA
Messenger RNA from Penicillium subrubescens, 1347 nucleotides. RefSeq lists its product as uncharacterized. NCBI's taxonomy places the organism in Eukaryota, Fungi, Ascomycota, Eurotiomycetes, Eurotiales, Aspergillaceae. Gene Ontology annotation, molecular function: zinc ion binding. The transcript has a single exon. Bases 1 to 1347 code for a protein of 448 amino acids. The record is from RefSeq and is a predicted model, not a curated record.